Messenger RNA from Drosophila eugracilis, 778 nucleotides. Its product is annotated as brain protein I3. The record is from RefSeq and is a predicted model, not a curated record. The coding region runs from base 132 to 500 and encodes 122 amino acids. The transcript is spliced from 2 exons. NCBI's taxonomy places the organism in Eukaryota, Metazoa, Arthropoda, Insecta, Diptera, Drosophilidae.
GAUAACGCGGUGCAGCAGCAAAACAAAGAAAAAACAGAUAAAACGUUAACGCAAUUAAGCGUAGUAAAAAAGCCUAGAUUAUCGCCAAAUAAGAGAGGAAGUGAGUCACAGGAAAAAGCUUUCCAGCCACAAUGGCAGAUACGCGUAAAGAAGCCGCACCGCCGAGUUACGAGGAAGUCAUGAACAGUCCCUCGCAAGAUUCACGCUUGAUAGUGGGCGUACACCAGGGGGCACCCAGUGCCCCGCCCCCGAACAUGCACAUGCCAACCUACGGAGCUUUCGAGACGACACCGGUGAGCGUAGUGAUUCAACCUACCCCGGUCGCUAUGCCCACGGAGAUCAUCGUGAUUGGAGGAUGUCCAGCUUGUCGCAUUGGAUACCUGGAGGACACCUUCUCUGCCUGUGGCCUGUGCUGCGCCAUCUUCUUCUUUCCUUUGGGCAUCCUCUGCUGUUUGGCCAUGCGAGAGAAGCGCUGCUCCAACUGCGGAACUGUUUUCUAAAGGGGAUUCCCAAGAAAUUACAAAUACAUCGACAAUUGGCGUCCUGAACAGCUUUUUGGAGAAGAAUCCUCGAAAAAUAUGCUGGUUGAGCAGAGCUCUAGCUGAGGAAUGACCUUCGAAAGAGGACUCCCCCGAAAAUCAUACAAAAAUACACCCCUUGGGGUCUGCAGCUACGUCUACUCCUUAUUGUGACUGUUUUUUGAUAUCACAAAGCUCCAAUAUUUUUAUUAUUGUUAAUCGUUAGGUCAGAAACCAUUAAAUAUUAUGUGUAAAUAUUA